CAAUCACAAAACAAGCUAAGCCAAGGGGAGAGAGAGGGAGAGAGAGAGAGAGAUGAAUUCCAUGAAAGGAGAGGUGGUUCUGAACAUCCCUGCGGAGAAGGCAUGGGAAAUGUACAGAGACAACGAUAUCAUCAGCAAAAUAAACCCUCAGAUGCUUGCCGGAGCCGAAUACAUACAAGGAGAUGGUAGCCCCGGAAGUUUGAGGGUUUUCAAGCUCGGCCCUGCUGUCAGCAACUACGUGAAAGAAUCAACUCAGAAGAUAGAAAAGGUGGAGAUGGGGCAGUCGGUGACAUACCGUGUCAUCGGAGGUGAGCUGCGAGGGCUGUACGAUCCAUACAAGGUUACCUUCUCGUUUGUUCCUGUUGAAGGAAAAGAAAAUGAAAUGUGCAUCGCUGAGUGGAAGGCGGAGUUUGAGCCGCUGACUCCGGCGACGCCUCCACCGGAAAAGGCAAAGGAUGCUGCUCUGGGAUUCCUCAAGUGGUUUGACAAGUUUGAGCUACGCUACUAGGCUACUAGCUAUACAUAUAUAUAUAUAUAUAUGUUUCUAUAUGUGAUGACAUGGUGAAUAAGAUCUAUAUAAUUGUGAUGUGUGUGUUUAUAUUCUAAUGUCUGAUCAUAUUUAUGUAUGUUCAACCCAUGUUAAUACAAUCUAUAUGGGGUGUUGGGAAUGUAAUUAAACUUUGCCUUCUGCUUUCAAUAUAUAUCAUACAAAUGAGUUUUUCCUUU
This is a messenger RNA of Alnus glutinosa, 726 nucleotides long. Its product is annotated as major strawberry allergen Fra a 1-E-like. Bases 53 to 508 code for a protein of 151 amino acids. The transcript has 2 exons. NCBI's taxonomy places the organism in Eukaryota, Viridiplantae, Streptophyta, Magnoliopsida, Fagales, Betulaceae. Gene Ontology annotation, cellular component: nucleus; cytoplasm. Gene Ontology annotation, molecular function: protein phosphatase inhibitor activity; signaling receptor activity; abscisic acid binding. The record is from RefSeq and is a predicted model, not a curated record. Gene Ontology annotation, biological process: abscisic acid-activated signaling pathway; defense response.